CCUCUCUCCCCACCACCGUCCCUAAUGUCAUUAUCAACGUCAAGGCAUCGAUGCUGAUUUGAAUCGCAGUGACACAGACUCUCACAUAGACAAAGCGAAAGAGAGAGCUGCAUAAUCACACUGGAAGAAUCUGAAUGAUACAUGCUGGAGAAGAACCACACCUUUUACGGCAUGUCGGUUUUUGAUUCCACGGCCAAGAGUGGUUCGCCGCAUUUGAGAACCGGAAGAAGAAAAAGAAGCUAGAGACGAAGGAGAAGCUGAAAUUACGGUGGAUUGCGGUUGGAAUCGUCGCCGUGGAUGGAGAAAUUUACGGUGGUAUGAUAUCAGAUUAGGAGGCGACAACGGCGAGAGAGAGAGAGAGAGAUGGCGUAUGCCGGAAAGAAGAGAUGGAAAGGUUUGGUGGUAGGAGUCUUAGACCUGGUUCUGCUUUCUAUGCUCGUGCCUCUUCUCUUCCUUCUCGGUAUUCACAAUGGCUUUCAAGGAUAUGGUUCAGAGCAGCCGAAUUCGCCUACAGUAAGGACUUAGUUUCUGGUUUGUUUUGGUUAGGUGGAGAUUUUGUGCAAGAAUUUCCCAGAAAACGUUUUAUAAGAGUUUUGAGAGAGAUGAAUAUGUGGAAAUUGAUACUGUGGAAAUGGGAGGUGCUGAUUUUGGUUUCGAUUUGUGGGAGGCUGGUUUCGGGUUGGAUUAGGAUUAUGGUGUUCUUUGUGGAGAGGAACUCAUCCUGAGGAAGGGACAACAUAUUUUGUUUAUGGGAUCAGGAAGGCUGUUUAGAACUAUAUUUGGCUUGGCCUUAUUUGAUGGGUUGGCAUUUCGGGUUGAUCAAGAAGGGUGAGAAGGAAACAAAUGGUAGAAUCCAAACGAAGAAGAAGAACAAUUUGUAUUGAGGUAUGAAGAAGAAGAAAAAAAAAUCUGAUAUUGCAGAGAGAGGGGAGAGAGGUUUGGAGAAGAUGAACAGUGAAAUGACAUAUUUACCCCUAAAAAAUUGCCCCGUUUCACACAUUCUAAUGGCGUCAUUAACGUCGUGUACAAGUCUUUGGUCGGGAACAAAUGUUCGUGUACCAAAGUUCAUAA
This is a messenger RNA of Rosa rugosa (rugosa rose), 1071 nucleotides long. RefSeq lists its product as uncharacterized. Lineage: Eukaryota; Viridiplantae; Streptophyta; Magnoliopsida; Rosales; Rosaceae. Gene Ontology annotation, biological process: monoatomic anion transport. Gene Ontology annotation, molecular function: mechanosensitive monoatomic ion channel activity. The coding region runs from base 387 to 725 and encodes 112 amino acids. The transcript is spliced from 2 exons. Gene Ontology annotation, cellular component: plasma membrane. The record is from RefSeq and is a predicted model, not a curated record.